Messenger RNA from Cercocebus atys (sooty mangabey), 780 nucleotides. Its product is annotated as glutamate dehydrogenase 1, mitochondrial-like. The record is from RefSeq and is a predicted model, not a curated record. Gene Ontology annotation, molecular function: L-glutamate dehydrogenase (NAD+) activity. The coding region runs from base 1 to 780 and encodes 259 amino acids. NCBI's taxonomy places the organism in Eukaryota, Metazoa, Chordata, Mammalia, Primates, Cercopithecidae. Gene Ontology annotation, cellular component: mitochondrion. The transcript is spliced from 2 exons. Gene Ontology annotation, biological process: L-glutamate catabolic process.
AUGGAGAGGCGCCAUCGAUCAGAAGCUAGCACAGAGAGGGAAUCCCUCCGGUCGGACUGCCCAGUUGAUAAGGAGACCUUGAUGAGACAAGCCAAGGUAGAAAGCGGGGGAGGGAGGCUUGUCCCUGGAGCCGCGAGCUUAGCCAGCCUGUCAUGGCAUGCUCCUUGCGGCCUAAGUAAAGAGAGAGCGACCCGCCAGAUCCCUUGGGCGCGCACACGAGUGAGAAUUGCUGCUCGUUCGGCUCCACCUGGGCGGCGCCAUGGGGCUCCACCACACUGUUCCUGUGCCCACACUUUCACGAUGAACGCAUCCUCGAGGUUGCGAAAAUCGGAGAAUCACCCGGUCGGAGGAACUGAAGUCAGGAGCAUUAUGGUUAUUCCAGAUCUCUACUUGAAUGCCAAAGGAGGGACAGUGUCCUACUCUGAGUGGCUGAAGAAUCUAAAUCAUGUCAGAUAUGGCUGUUUGACCUUCAAAUAUGAAAGGGAUUCUAAUUACCACUUGCUCAUGUCUGUUCAAGAGAAUUUAGCAAGAACGUUUGGAAAGCACAGUGGAACUAUUCUCAUUAUACCCACAGCAGAGUUCCAAGACAGGAUAUCAGGUGCAUCAGAGAAAGACACCAUGCACGCUGACCUGGUGUACACAAUGGAGAGUUCUGCCAGACAAAUUAUGUGCAUAGCCAUGAAGUUUAACCUGGGAUUGGACACGAGGACCACCGUCUAUGUCAACGCCAUUAAGAAAGUCUUCAAAGUGUACAAUGAAGCCAGUGUGACCUUCACGUAG